UCCGGCUGGAAGGAUUAGAAACCAAAGACCCAAGUUUGAGGAAUGGAUCAGCAGCAAACUGUGCGACUGUAAUAUCUGACACCUGAUGUACACCACAAUGGCACAUGUAAACUGUUUAACUGAACAGCGAGGCUGUCAUCUGGACACACACAGAUAUGGGGUCUGCUGAACUCUUGGUUUUUGGGCCACGCAGCUGCUGCCAUCGACGUUGAACCAAAGGUCCUGUUUAGGAGAAAUGACGGAUGAGAGAAUGAUUAACCCGGCUGGCAGUCAGGAUGAGUGUCACCCUCAGAGCUGUCAUUGUCAGAGUCAGAGUAUGUGAGACAGGUGAAGGUCUGCGUGAAAGACUUAAACAGAGACAGCAGAGCAUCUGACAAGAACAGAGAUGAGAGACGGUGACAUAGAGACAAUGAGCAGGAGCAGCGUCUGUGGUCCUGCUUUGUUGUUGUGUUGAGACGCCAGCCUGCAACAGGCAGUAAAUCAAACUCAUAGGACUGUAUUUUGUCUUCAAUUGCAUUUGUUUUAAGAGCAUUUUUUUGGCCAAUCCAGCCAGCAGAGUCAUUUAAAAGUACAGCAGUUGCUAUGUCAAGGUCUGAGGCAGCAGACAGAGUUUAAUACAGCAAAGGAAAAGAAAAACAUUUUCUCUAGUGGAGAAGCAGAAGCACGUUCAACAGAAAUACCAGAACUGAAUCUGCAGAGACCGCAGGCUGUGCCAUAUCUUCAUCCUCUACCUCCUCUCCUUCCUCAUCCUCCUCUCCAGCUGCAACUUUGACUCCUGCAGCAAAAGGGAACAUAAUCAAAUCUUCGACUAGCCCAGCGUCCUGGUUACCUGCAGCAAUCUCAGUUGUGGCCAUGGCGUCAGCAGCUCUGGAGCUGAUGGGCUUCUUCAUGGGUCUGGCGGGGAUGCUGGGUACACUGGUUGCCACUGUGCUGCCAUACUGGCAGAUUUCCGCGCACAUCGGAUCCAACAUCGUCACUGCCGUGCUCAACAUGAGGGGCCUGUGGAUGGAGUGCGUCUACCAGAGCACGGGCGCCUUCCAGUGCGAGACCUACAACUCAAUGCUGGCUCUCCCCGCUGACAUGCAGGCCUCUCGAGCCCUCAUGGUCAUCUCCCUGGUGUUGUCGAUCUUUGCCAUUUUCCUGGCGGUCCUGGGGAUGCAGUGCACCGUUUGCCUGGAUGGCACGGGUACGGUUAAGAGUCGUGUUGCAGGCGCAGGUGGGGGUAUGUUUCUCACCGCGGGCUUCCUGUCUCUCAUACCCGUGUCGUGGACCACGCACGAGGUGGUGCAAACCUUCUACCGGCCAAACAUACCCGCCAGCAUGAAGUUUGAGCUGGGGGAGUGUUUGUACGUCGGUCUGGCCUCCGCGCUCGUCUCCAUGCUGGGGGGAAUUAUGCUUUGCGUGUCGUGCUGCGAGGGGGAGGAUGGCGGCCGCGGGAGACGCCUCGGCGGAGGAUAUCCUUAUCCCGCAGUGGUCGCCAUGACCGGCCCAGGGACGCGGACAACCUCACAGACCUACCGGAACCCCAUCCAGCAAGCGCGGGGCGUCCACACAGCUAGCAAGGGGCAGACUCUGAUCCGCAGCACCAGCGGCAGCUCACACUCAAGCGAGCAUGGUCCACAAGGAACCAAGAAGCCCACUGCUGCGGGAUAUGACAUCACAGGAUACGUCUGAGGUUACUGUCACUCCAUCGCUUUUUAAAUACAGCUACCGACAAGUACAACUAAAAGUACAUCUGCUAUAUAUUUACGAAAUUUCGUGUUGAUUGUUCUGAAGUCUGUGGUGGGACCUAUUUAAGAAUGAAAAUGAAAAAAAAAUAAUGAUAAUGAAAACUAUUAAAGAUAUCUGUCAGUGCUAGGGGUUGCGCAACAAGAUUUCUUUUAAGCUCGACUGUUAUGUGCUGAAAGUCAAGUCAACACUGACUGACGACUUUACUAAUAACACUAUAGAAAGUGAUGCUUUGCAACAAUGAAAUCUGUACCUGAAUACGUAUGCUGAGAAUAGACAGCUCAUGUGCUACAUGUAUGUAUAGUCUGUAUAAAAACAGGCAGCAACUCGGCACCAUCAAUAGCAUUUAAUAGUACAGCGUAGCAUGUUGUUAGAUGGGAUAGCGUAGCUGGGUGUUAAGACUCCUUAGAUGGUAAAGUGGAAGGAGACAUAAACACAACAAUCAAAAGAAGAUGGAGUCAGAGUCAGUGUGAGCAGAAAGAAAAAUGUUUUUUAUCGUCCAGCAGAAUACUACAAACACAAGAACACAAUUGUGGAGGAGUGUGGGACAAAGUGGUUGUGUCAAAUAAGCUGAAGUCUAAUCUGAGGUUGAACUCGAAACAAAACACAAACAAAAACCUGACUCUUAUCUACGAAAAGUGGACCUUAACCAAAAAUAAAUGCAAAGGUGGCACCAACCCUACUGUUUUUAGACAGAGACGUGCUACGAGAAUGAAAAAAAAAGAAGAAGAAAAAAAUGUACAGGGUACCCCAAACUCACAUAUCCUCACAACCUCACUCCACAAACCUUAAAUUUGCAUGCACGGCCCUUUAUACGGAGCUUUGGAUGAUUGGCGAGCUUCACUCCACAGGUGCAGGUCAAGUUUAAAAAAAAGAAAGAAAGAAAAAAAAAAGCCGUAUUUCUCUGAAGCCUUCUUCCACGUACUGCAACUAAAUAUCUUUGACAAUGAAAUUCAAUCAGUGACUAGUCAGCAUGAUGCCUAAAGUGUCAUGUCAAAUCAGUGAAAUGGACUAGUUUCUACAACCCCUAGUCUGUAUGUGUGUUUAAUCUCUUCAAACAUCAAGGACGUCACAUGUGUCACUCAUUGAGCCGAUAUGAUAUUUGAUAAUCAGCCCACGAAUGAACAUACAAGUCACACAAAUGUCUAUAUCGCCAAACCUCCUCCUUAACCCGACAGAUUAUGUAUUGAUCCAAAACAAUCAGUUUGUAAAUUGCGUUGAUGGGGAAGCAGAUGGAAAUACUAAAGCUGAAUCACGCUACUACCAAGUACUCCGUGACCCCUCUAGGGGCCCCCUCUUCUAUCUACUCCGUGGGACCCCUGAAAAUCCUAGGAUCACCACUGGUCUCAUGAAUUAAAAUCAAUUAAAACCACAGACAAGCAAAAAUGUGUUGAGAAUAACUGAAAACUCUCAGUUUUAUCUUUGAUAUCCUCACAAUGAUAAAGUGGACAAGCUAAUAAUUGAAAUGACUCUUUACACCAAUCGGUUCUUAGAAAUAUUAUACAGGAUCAUUUGUUUAUGUUCUUGACCUAAUUUGAUGCAUCGUCAAUAGAAAGAACAUGGACAGCCACAGUUUGCGCGUUGGAGUCUGUUGACAGAGUUACGUGAUGCGCCCCUAGACUGUGGAGUAACCGAAUCAAAGCAUAAUGGACGGAUACACUUCAGCAGCAAACUAUCAUUGUGCCUUAACAUCGUAGUGUGAAUUUGUCUGCAGGCUGCACAGUGAAACCUGAGCUCUGUAACCUCUACACUCAAACGCAAAAGCUUUUCACUCUCAUUCGUCAAUGUGCACCUGAAGUUAAAUGCGGAUUCAAAUGAAAAUUGUGGGUAGUUUUUGUAUUUGAAAAUAAAAACAAACUUUUUUUUCUA
Molecule: messenger RNA, 3597 nt
Organism: Mugil cephalus (flathead mullet)
Lineage: Eukaryota; Metazoa; Chordata; Actinopteri; Mugiliformes; Mugilidae
Gene: cldn2
Product: claudin 2
Exons: 3
Coding region: 853-1674 (273 amino acids)
Biological process (GO): bicellular tight junction assembly; cell adhesion
Cellular component (GO): plasma membrane; bicellular tight junction
Molecular function (GO): structural molecule activity
Source: RefSeq, a predicted model, not a curated record